Molecule: messenger RNA, 6264 nt
Organism: Sebastes umbrosus (honeycomb rockfish)
Lineage: Eukaryota; Metazoa; Chordata; Actinopteri; Perciformes; Sebastidae
Gene: svild
Product: supervillin d
Exons: 29
Coding region: 497-5014 (1505 amino acids)
Biological process (GO): actin filament severing; barbed-end actin filament capping; actin polymerization or depolymerization
Cellular component (GO): actin cytoskeleton; cytoplasm
Molecular function (GO): phosphatidylinositol-4,5-bisphosphate binding; actin filament binding
Source: RefSeq, a predicted model, not a curated record
AGCAGCAGCUCGUCUCACUGCCGCCUCUCUGCACCCUGCUGCCGGCAGGACAGAGCCGUGUCUCACCACUCAGCGACGGUGGAGGAUGAAUAGAGACAGCAAAACUGCUUUAUAAAGAAGACAAGUGUCGAUUUAAUUCAAUUCUUUCUCUCUAAUUCUCGUCGAGGACUCGGGUUGAACGGUAGUCGAGUAACGGUUUGCAUAGUCAGGAACUUUCCUAAAACAUAACGUUAGCUAGUAGCGUUAAAACGUGCUGUUAAAACCUACAGUAGUGUGCUAUUUAGUCUGAAUAGCUGUAUUAUUAUCAUCUCUCCGUGGAUGUUUUGCUUGCUGACGCUUCAGCAGACCUCCAUAAAGCAUUACAGCACUGGGAUGAUGUUGAUGAAGUGAGACAUCCGCUGUCGAGGGAGAUCUACAAGAAAGCCGAUCUACAUAUCUGGGUUAGGACAAUUGUUUGAAUCUCCUCACCUGCAUUCGAACCCUAAACUGAAUCAAGAUGGAUGGAGUAGACACCUUGCAGAGCUCGGCCCCAGAAACCAAGGCUGAGCGAAUUGCUCGGUACAAGGCAGAAAGGAGGAGGGAGCUUGCCGAGCGCUACGGCAACACGGAAGAAAUCACCUCCAAAUACGUCCGCAGGGACAGGAAAAUCGCAACCGAAACAGCGUCUUCAGAAACCAAGGAGAAGGACAAAUAUGAGGAUAAUGGAUCAGAGCAAACAUACACGAGGAGGGGCCUCAGGAAUAAAGUGGCCGAACCUGUGGAGCACGCUGAUGACGAGCCCGCCCAGGAAAAAGAGGAUACUACUCACCCCAAAACAUCCUCUAAAUCAGAAGCUGUCUCCUCCACGAAGAGGCUGCUGGAAACCGAUGACACAGAGGAGCCAAAGGUUGAGGAGAAGCCUGUGGACUCAGCCAAGAGGACUGCCAAGAUGUCUCUUUUUAAGGACCUGGAGGGGACGGGGGAUGGAAGCGGCAGCCGUCGCACCAACGACAGGGUGAAGUGUCAGCUAAUGAGCAGUGACGAAGAGGAAUCCUCUACCAGCCUUCCCAAAACUGAUAAAAGCAAGUUAAUGGAUGAGAAGGAGGCCACAGAUGAACCGUCAUGGAAGGAGCAGCAGGAAAAUGCUCCCACUGUCGAAGAGAAGCCUUCCAGUCUCCUGUCCGACAGAGCUCUCCCCCUCAGCCAGAACAGAGACGUCUCUCCCCCUCCCUCUCCUCCCUGCCAGCUUGCAUCGCUGCAGCGGCAAGACUCCGGGGCCCGGGGCAUCAAGGGAAUCCUAAAGAAAUGCCGCUCCACCAGCGUGGAGUCGGAUCACAGCGAGGGCUCGACGCCGGACUGCGCGCCGGCCCGACAAAGCAGCGUCACCCUCAGCCACCAUGAGAGCGAGGAGGAGAUGGAGGAGAUGGAGGAGAUGGAGGAGGAGGAGAUAGAAGAGGACGAGGUAGAGGAGGAGGAGGUAGAGGAGGAGGAGGUAGAGGAAGAGGAGGUAGAGGAAGAGGAGGUAGAGGAAGAGGAAGAGGUCAAUGGAGAGAAUGACAGAGAAGAUGAGUCAUUGACUGAUGACAUCGCAGACGGAGGGAGCUUCAGCACAGACGGACAACAGCGGGAGGGAAGCAGCAGUGGAGGGAGCUUUGAGGAGAUGCGGAGCCCCUCGCCCGACGAGAGCCUGGAGAAGGCGUCGACAGUGUCGGAGGACGUCGAGGAGCUGGAGAGCAGUUUGGAUGGAAGCCAGGGCUCCUUGCUCAAACAGAGACUGUCAGAGUUCACUAGUGAAAGUGAGAAGAAAGAUCGACGGACGAAGUCCAAACAGUCCAGUCUGAUCCACACAUCACUGGCCGAUCGCUUCGGUCAGCUCCAAGACGCUGAAAACAACUGGAUGAAAAAGAAAUCCGGUGUAGAUUUGGGGACCAAGACGUCGCUGGCAGACAGGAUGAAGGUCCUUAAAGACAAGGAGGAGCAGUGGAAGAACAAAGGCAAAGGAGCAGCCAACGACUCGGUCCAGUUCACUGUGGCUGGACGCAUGGCCAAGAAAGGUCUUGUGACAGAAACAGGAAAGGAAGAGUCGCCUCUCAAGAAGUGUAAUGCCACGCCUGUGAAGCCGCUUGAAGAAAUCUCCAGUAGAACUGAUGUCAAGGUGGAAGGAGAUAAAAGGCUCGACAAGCUCGAGUCUUUCCUCGACAAGCUCCACAAUAAAGGCGUGAGCAAAAGCAAGAUAUCCACCGUCGAGGUGACGGCAGAGACGGAGAAAGAAGUGAUGACCCUGGAUGAUGACGAGACGUUCGGUAACUUCUACAAAUCUGUCUCGCCGUCGACGCUCCACGACUCCAGUAUGGUUCUGACAAUGGAGGACCUCAGUCAGAUCCAGCCCGAUACACCAAAGCUCACCUCAGCCGUAGCAGAACACAAGCGAGCAGUGCGACCACCCAGAAGGAACCAGGGCUCCAGGAACCCUCUGCGGGCUCUGGCUGCCCGCAACGACAUCCGCCAGGUCUACACCGAGCAGAGGCUUAACGUCGCCUCAUUGGAGACAAAGAGGAUCCAAGUGGAGCGAAUGGCAAAACACUCCAAAUCAAACCUGGCCGACGUGGCCUUGGCGGGUCUCGCCAGCAAGGAGAACUUCCGCAAGGUCAACCUGCGCAGCGUGAAAUCCACCGAUGUUGUGACCAACAACAGCACGCUGCCUUUCAACAAGCUCAUGCUCAUUCGCAUCAAAGGUCGGAGGCACGUCCAGGUGCGCCUGGUGGAGCCCACAGCCCACUCUCUAAACAGUGGCGACUGCUUCCUUCUCAUAACGCCAAAGCACUGCUAUAUGUGGAGCGGAGAGUUUGCCAACGUCAUUGAGAAAGCCAAGGCGUCGGAGAUGGCAGCGUUUGUUCAGGCCAAGAGGGACCUCGGGUGUAAGGCCUCCCAGGUGACGCUGCUGGAGGAGGGAAUCAACACUGACAACAGAUGGGCCAAAGACUUCUGGAGCCUGCUGGGAGGACAUACCCAAUACAGAGGGGCAGGGGAGCCAGAGGAGGAUGAGCUGUAUGAGAGCGGGGUGUUAGACUCUAUCGGGGUGUACAGACUCCAGGGAGACAAACUGGUGCCUCAUGAAGAGGCCUGGGCCUCCAUCCCGAGUGUCUCCUUGCUCGACUCUAAAGAGGUGUUAGUGUUUGAUUUUGGCGGAGAAGUGUACGUAUGGCACGGGAAAGACGUGCCCUUGGGUGACAGAAAAGUUGCUGUGAAACUGGGCAAACAACUUUACAGCGGCAGCUACGACUACAGCAGCUGCAGAGUCAACCCUUUAGAUGCCUCCUGCACGAAUACAGAAGUGCCUCAGCAGGGGGAGGGUCGGCCCAGCUGGGCUCUGUUUGGUCGGCUGUCAGAGCACAAUGAGACGGCCCUGUUCAGAGAGAAGUUCCUGGACUGGGCCGAGAGGAAGAAGGAGGAGGCAGCUCAAGCAGAGGAAGUCAAGAGCCCGGUCCACUGCAUUGAACGCCCCUCGUUUGACUUGGACCUGCAGCCGUGUGACGCCAAGGCCCUGCUGGACAACGAGCCGGAGUCAGUUAAGACAGUUCUAGAGGGGGUGAACGUCCAUCGGGGCCACGGCAUGGUGAGGUCCGAUGAUGGAAGACAAGCAGAGCUGUCUACAGUCGCCGUAGACGCCUGGCACAUCAAAGAGCACGGCGAGGAGGAGCUGCCCAAAGAGAGCCUGGGCCAACUGCACGAGGGCGACGCCUACAUCAUCCGCUGGAAGUACUCUAUCACCACACUCGUGGGGAAGCGACAGAAACCUGGGGAGCUGAGUGCCGGCGCUCCUGGAAGAGAGAGGACUGCUUGUUUCUUCUGGCAAGGCAGUCACUCCAGCAUCAGCGAGAAGGGAACGUCGGCUCUAAUGACGGUGGAGCUCGGCAGCCACAGGGGAUCACAAGUGUUGGUGAGUGAGGGAAAAGAGCCUCCGUGCUUCCUCCAGCUCUUCCAGGGAGGUUUGAUCAUCCACAAGGGCAGUAGAGACGACAGUGCCAACAACACAAAUGGCUGGAGGUUGUUCUGUGUCCGUGGCGAGGCAGAGGUGGAGGCCUCGCUGGUGGAGGUAGAUUGCCAGCGUGCCGGUCUGCGCUCUCGUGCCAGCCUGGUGCUUCUUAACGCUCAGAAAGGCGUUCUCUACUUGUGGCACGGCUGUAAAGCGCAUGCCGGUGCCAGGCAGGUGGCCAAAAGAGCUGCGGACAAACUGACCCAGAGGUGUCCCUCAGAGUUGGGUCUGAGCGGCACCAGCAGCGUGAAAGUUGAGGAGGUGGAGGAAGGAUCUGAACCCACGGAGUUCACAAAGGCUCUGGGCCCGCAGGACAAGAAGGCCUACGACUGUAUGCUGCAAGAUCCAGGGAAAUACAACUACACACCCAGGCUGUUCCGGCUGAGCGCCAGCUCCGGGGUGUUCGAAGGGGAAGAGCGGCUGUAUCCAGCCAGGGUGACAGAGGGAGUCAUGGCGAUGCCCUUCCUGCAGGGGAACCUAUACUCCGCACACCAGCCAGCCCUGUUCCUGUUGGAUAACCGUAUGGAGGUGUACCUGUGGCAGGGCUGGCAGCCUGAAGACACAGAGUGCACCGGCUCUGCAAAGAUGCGCUGGAACAACGAGAGGAAGUGUGCCAUGGAGACCGUGCUGCAGUACUGCAAAGAGAAGAAUCCUCGGCGCCCCCCUCUGGCAUAUCUGGUCCUAGCAGGCUGUGAACCUCUCACCUUCACCAACAUCUUCCCAUACUGGGAGAAGGACACCAGUAUCCCUUCAAAGGCCGAGGGCUCCAAGAACAAGGUGAUGUUAGUAAAGGAGGCGCUGUCUCAGCUCAGUAAGCAGCAGUACUCCAUCGAGGAGCUGACCAGGAAACCCCUGCCAGAGGGAGUGGACCCUCUACGCCUGGAGGUUUACCUGUCCGACCAGGACUUCAAGACACUUCUUGAGAUGAGUCGAGUCGAGUUCAACGCUCUGCCAAACUGGAAGCAAAAGAAUCUGAAGAAAAGCAAGAGUCUGUUUUAAAACACAUUUUUUUGUACACAAAUCUGCCUGUUUUUUUUUUUGUUUUUUUUAUUAUGUUCCCAGCAGCUUUUCUUACAUUUAAAAGAAAAAACAAUGUCCUCAUUUUGUAAAGGAUAAAGAAAAGCAAAUGUACAAUUUUGUUCAAAUGUUGAUCUAUUUUUUAAUAGCAAUGCCAUUUUGAAUGUGUCACUGAAAUAUUUUAGCCAAUCAUUAUGUGCAAUUGUUAAUCUUUUUGAUGGCAAGAUGUUUUCCCUGUAUGGUAAAAAAUAGUUACCCUCACAUUAUAAAUAUGUAAUAUACUAUAAAUGAAUGUGUUUUUAUAUCUGACGCCAGACGGUGUCGAUUUUCAUGUGAGAAUGUGAUUGUAUGAGAAUUGCAUGUGGUGUUAUGACUGAGGGGAGUUAUUCAUUGAUUUUUAUAUUUCACGGAAUAAGCCAGCUCUGUGUAAUGGGAUUAAAUUGUUCAGCAAAAAUGUCUCCAUUUAGAGGAUGACAAAGAAAAGAAGCAAAACAAGUCAAAGUCCGGAGAACAAUCCCUAUAAUUUGUAGACGUUUGAGAGAAACGUGGCGGUCUUAAAACCAAGAUUGUAUUCUAAUUGUAACAGCAAAUAUAUUCAGUUUUUAUUUGUUACUGUAGAUGUGUGUAAAGUAAACUCCAUAACCCCAAAGAAAACUAAAUGAAAAAUUAACUCUGACCCAUAACAUUUUUUCAAGUUUGGUACUGAAUACUUCCUGGUUCUCAUGGAUAAUGGCUAGUGAUGGCAGCCCUCUGAUCAACUGGUUGUUAGGGACCAAAUCUAAUCCGUUUGUCUUGUUAUAUAUGUUUUUGUGUAUCUGUGCGUGUGUGUGUGAGUGCGUGAGUGUGUAAAUGUGCAACUUUAAAAGUAUUAAGUGUGUGCGGGUAUGUAAGAGAAAGUAACUUUAUAGCUGUAGCUAACACCAAUGUAUACUGCAAAUGUGAUGUAAUGGUAUGUUAUGUGUAAACCAUACUGUUAAUAGAACUGCCUGUGAUGUCUGAAUUAAGAAAAUCUCUGCAUGAUGUUCACAAAAAUAUCUUUCGCCUAACAAUCGUGUAUUAAUUUGUUGCAAUAUGCAUUUUUUUUUUGUGAUACGUGAGAUCUACAUUAUGUAUGGAGAGACAGCUUCCAGGCCAGCUUUUAUUUCAUGGCACAUAAAUAGUAAACAUCGGUGGUAGGGAAGUGAGAUAUUACAGCUCAAGAUUCCCUUUUAAAUAAAGUAUUUUUAAAAAUG